CAGACGACCACCUCCCCAAUAAGUAUAGAACCCAGACUACUACCCCGUUUCAUCUUGGGCAAUAUUGACAUGCUCCCGUGCUAGCAACAUGGCCACCACCUUUGCAUCCCUACCGAUCAUUGAUGUGUCCUCUCUCCAGGACCAACCCCCACAGGAGCUACCUGAGCUCAGCCAGCGUCUCUACCAUGUCUUCACCACGACCGGCUUCGCCUACUUGGUGAAUCACCCACUGAGCUUCAACCAUGACGAGCUGUUUGCCAUGGCGCGGGAGUUCUUCUCGCUGGCACUGGAGGAGAAGAUGCAGCUGGGCAAGACGUCGUUUCGGCCGCAGAACAGCAACGCCUACCGGGGAUAUUUCCCAACCCAGCCCCUUGAGGGUUCCGACAACCUGAAAGAAGGCUUCGAGAUUGGUCCUCCAUCUACAUCCCGCACUUCCACCUCCUCGCACCAAAUCAACCUCUCCGAGCCCAACGUCUGGCCUACCCGGUUCCACUCCCGACGAAACCUCGAGCAACUGUACACCGAGCUUCAAGCCCUCGCAUCGAAGCUCCUUUCUCUGCUCGCGCUAUCACUCGGUCAGCCGGCAGACCUGUUCGAUUCCUAUCUCGUCGACUCCCUCAGCACCCUGCGUCUCCUUCACUACCCAGUCGUCGAACCCUCCCCUAACUCCGAUGUCGACUCCGCUCUUGGCUCGAGCCCCGACUCCAUCUCCAACGUGAAACUAAGCUGCAACCCCCACACCGACAGCGGCAUCCUUACCCUUCUCCAUCAAGAUCCCACUGGCGGCCUCGAAGUCCGCGACGCCUCGGGUAACUGGAUCCCCGCACCGUAUAUCCCGGGUUCAUUGGUGGUCAAUAUCGGGGAUCUGAUGGCCAAAGUUUCCGGGGGGAGGUUUGUAGCGACGAUGCAUCGGGUGCGGGCACCACAGGGGCACAGUGGUACUGCCGGUGGCUUAGGGCGGAUUAGUGUGCCGUUUUUCUUUGAGCCCGGGGAGAGGUGUCUGAUUCGGUCGGUGAAUGGAGAUGGGGAUGCGGUGGUGUAUGGGGAUCAUGUGCGGGCCAAGAUGCAGACGUGGGUGGAGUAUCAAGCUGUUGAGAGUUAACUUUUGUCCCUAUACGAGAAAUCGUCUUCAGUCUUCAGAUUCUGCCAAUGCGCGUUUCUAGUAUUACCAUCCGGUUGUCUAGGUUGAUUAAAUUAUAAUCUCUGCUGGGUCGAAUGCCUGCGAACUGAUGCUUUCCGACUGAC
This is a messenger RNA of Aspergillus ibericus CBS 121593, 1245 nucleotides long. Its product is annotated as isopenicillin N synthase family dioxygenase. The record is from RefSeq and is a predicted model, not a curated record. NCBI's taxonomy places the organism in Eukaryota, Fungi, Ascomycota, Eurotiomycetes, Eurotiales, Aspergillaceae. Gene Ontology annotation, molecular function: dioxygenase activity. The coding region runs from base 89 to 1102 and encodes 337 amino acids. The transcript is spliced from 2 exons.